This is a messenger RNA of Pistacia vera, 922 nucleotides long. Its product is annotated as heavy metal-associated isoprenylated plant protein 23. The coding region runs from base 309 to 776 and encodes 155 amino acids. The transcript has 2 exons. NCBI's taxonomy places the organism in Eukaryota, Viridiplantae, Streptophyta, Magnoliopsida, Sapindales, Anacardiaceae. The record is from RefSeq and is a predicted model, not a curated record. Gene Ontology annotation, molecular function: metal ion binding.
AGAAGGAUUAUGAGAGCUAGCCUUCAAAGCCUAAACCUUUUCCUUUCUUUCUUUCUUACUUUUGUUUCAAGGCAAGCUACCCAAGUAAAGAAUCCAUUUCAAGUUCCUUGCAGCUUCCGAACUCUAGCUCACUAUUCCUUUUUUUUAUUUAUUAUUUCUGCUAUAAAUUCUGCAUCUUUCUGGUCUUUUUCUGUGGAAAGUUUUCUGGGUUGUUGUUGGUUUUUGUCAAGUUUCUAAAACUUGUGUCGGCUUAAAGGUUUGAGAGAGGAGAAAUAAUCCUGAAGCUUUGAAAAUUGAAGUAAGAAAAAAUGGGAGUUGGAGGGACCUUGGAGUAUUUGUCUGAUUUGAUGGGAAGUGGUGGCCAUAACCACAAGAAGAGGAAGAAACAAUUGCAAACUGUUGAUCUCAAAGUCAGAAUGGACUGUGAUGGCUGUGAACUCAAGGUCAAGAAUGCACUGUCUUCAUUAAGUGGAGUGAAGUCUGUGGAGAUAAACAGGAAGCAACAGAAGGUGAGUGUGACAGGAUAUGUGGAGGCAAACAAGGUGUUGAAGAAGGCAAAAUCAACAGGGAAAAAGGCAGAGAUAUGGCCAUAUGUACCAUACAAUUUGGUCGCUCAGCCAUACGUUGCUUCAGCUUAUGACAAGAAAGCUCCUCCUGGUUAUGUCAGGAAGGUUGAAAAUCCUGGAACAAAUGCCACUGCCACAACUUAUGGCUAUGCAGAUCCUUACAUCACCAUGUUCAGUGAUGACAAUCCUAAUGCUUGCUCUAUCAUGUAGAUUGUAAAACUCCAUUUCAGGGUUCUAGGAUUUUGAUUUUGAUUUUCAUCUUUAUCUUCUUAAGUUUUGUUUGUAAUUUUGUUGUUAUAAUAUUAAAGAUGAUGAGAAAAUUAACUAAUUAGUUUAUUAAUCACUGUUUUGCUCUA